AUCCGCCCAUGCGCCAGUACAUCCGCCUCCGCGUUGCAUAGGCACGAUCUGACGGUUUCGGCGCCGCGGAAACUACGAAGACCGGUACAAGCGAGGAAGAGGAGGAGGAGGGUGCUCUGCGGUGUAUGAUUUUUGUGUGUGAUCGCGUGCGCUCGGUGAAGAUCCAUCGGCGGUCUCUCGUGCGGGAAUCGGGUCACAACGAUGGGCGGCUAUGUUAGCAGCAUCGCCUCGAUGUCAAACACGGCCGUGCACAGCGUGUACCGCGGCCGUAAGCGCAAGUACAUCGAGGAGUGCGACAGUGAAUCCGAAUCCGAUUAUAUCGAUCGCACCCUGCAAACCCCGAAAAAGAGAAAAUUGCUUACAACAGCGCAGUACAUAUAUAAGACCUUGUUUCUCGAAGAGAAAGGCAGUGACAUAACUGUCCUUAUACUUGGACGAGCAUGGAGAUUACACAAGGUCUAUAUUAGUCAGAGUCCCUAUUUUGCUAGUAUGUUUUCUGGUUCUUGGAGGGAGGCUAAUGAGAAGAUCAUUAACGUUGAAAUCGCAGACCCUAAUAUUACAUUGAAUUCAUUGUCGAUAGUUCUGGGCUCGCUCUAUCAUGAUGAAGUCAGUUUGGAGCCGAAACAAGUUGUCUCUAUCUUGGCGACUGCCACUCUGUUACAAUUGCAAGGAUUGAUCGACGAGUGUGCCGACAUCAUGAUACAGACAACGAAUAUCAAGACUGUAGUGCCGUAUUAUAAUGCGGCUGUGUCAUAUGGUGUACCUACGGUGAAGGCAGCUGCGAAACGUUGGUUGGAGGUAAAUCUAUUGGCCUACGGUUACCUACACCCUUCCUUCCUCAAAGAAAUCUCACCGGAGCUGAUGACAGACCUAAUCGCCAGUCCUGACUUAGUCGCCAUGCAAACAGAAUUUUGCAUAUACACGAUGCUACGUGUAUGGUUGUUCGCACAUACGCACAACGAGGAGGAGACGCUGCAGAUCGAAGAAUACUUCAAGAAUCACACGUGGACGCAGCCGUUUUUGACGACGAAAGAGGGAAAGCGAUUCGCAGCGCCUUUCAAGACGCUGAGGAUGAAGUAUUUGGUGUUGCACGAGCAAGAUGUCAAGCUCUUGUACAGUGAUAACUUGAUACCGCCUGAUUGGAUGCACGACGCCUAUAGAGAACAGUGGCUGCACGUGCUGAGAAUCGACGGACACGAGGAGAGAGGCCCGGUGCAAAUGACGGAAGAGGAAUUCUUCAGGGAGUGCUUCCGGUGCGGCAGAUGCAUCGAGAAACCGGGUGAGCACGUUUGGAGAUGGCGCGCUUUCCACUACGGACUGGACCUGGUGAUGGCGAUGGACAUGACGACUUUUUACAUCGAGAGAAGCAACCGAAUGGACUCGAAGCAUAUCAAGGCCAAUCACAAGGAACACAACAUAAUAUUAAAGAUCUGCUUGUUCUCAUUGGACGAGCAACGACAAGUCAAGCACAUUCAGAAUUCGGGUCUGCUCAGGUUGUGCGUGAAGAAAAAUAUGCAGCUGCAUUUAAUGACCUUGGACAAGCAACUGACCUAUCCUCUGUACGUGUCAGUCCGUCUGCAAGUAGUCACGCCGCUCGCGUCGAGCAAGAAAGAGAACGACAUCAUAUUCGUGGAUACUUAGCAUUUCGAGAAUGUAACGCCUCACAAUUGUGGAAAGAUAAAGGAUGUGGCGUUCACCAACUCAUCCUUUGUAACAUAUUCCAUUUGAUUACGAAUAUUAGGAUAAGCUCGUAGGCGUGCGUCAUUAUUGUUCGGCACAUGGCACUUAAAUUCUUGAGAUGCGAGAUACGGAUCUUCGGACGAAGAUACGAUGGUAUGUCUUUCUUCUUUUUUUCGCGGCCAUAUUAUAGACUGACCACAGUUUCACCGCGCUUCACCUUUCAACGGAGCAGAUUCCUCGGCAGAGUCGACUUUCUCUCGAACGAAGGUUACGUAUUUACGACACUUGACAGUGACAUUCGACUUUCGAAAUGGAAGUCGAAGAAGAGCACAGAUCGAAAGAGUACGAUAUCGUAUUCUACUUUAGAGAUUUGAAGCGACUCCUCUGUCUCAACGGGGGUUCCCACACGAACGUCGAAGAAUCUGCCGUCGAGGAGUGAGCGCGUUGAGAGCGGGACAUUCCGUACGCGCCUGUACAUCGAUACGUACCACAUCGGUGGUAUACGCGUUGUCUGCGAUGCAACCGGCAUUCUAACGGCAUUUUGUUAAGCUUUUUUUCAUUAGAUCGAUUUUAAUUGUUCUCCGCAUACCGACGCUACCGCGCGUAAUUUACACUGUAUCGAAGCGAGGAUUUCUUACAGUCGAGGUCUAACCGACUGGGUAGAAUUGCACAGAUGGUGAUCCGACGAUGAGUCGGAUCGCAAUGCUUAGUCGGAGUUCUAUCGGUACCUUUUCGCUACCAAGCUACAUUCGUUUUCAUCGUUUAAUUCGCACUAGCUUUGGCACACGCGCCGAACAGUGGUCGGCUAAAGUGUCGUUGGCGAGUGGCCCGAUUUCUUCGACGUCUGUUGACCUCGGUUCAACGAUCGAUCGGCUUCCUCUUGCCUUCUAUGGAUAGAAGGCGGCAAAAGACAAUGAAAGUGCAAAUAAACCGACAGUCGAACUCACAAGGGACGUCGAGGAAAACGGCGUUACAGGCGAGUAGAGUUACCUAAGGGACGAUGUGCGCACGUUUUUAGAAUAAGCGACAGCUCGUAGGUCUCUCUCUCUCUCUCUCUCUCUCUGCCUCUCUCUCUUUCCAUCUAUCUUUCUCUCCUAUCGCGAUCGAUAGUUUCCUUUUAUUUCUCACAACAUAGUUAGGUUAUUGUGUGCGCAUUCUUACAGUAUUAAUAUUUUUUCGUUCGCAAAGCUGCAUUUACAGAGGCGGGAAAGGCACUCGAAGGUUUUACGCUUUCACAUUAUAGUGUGUUCCGUAUACUGCGUUUUAUCUACGUAGACACUGUACACACACACACACACACAUUGCGGCAUUGUUCGAUUCGCAAAGCUACUAGGGCGAACGAGAGUCUUGUGUAUACUCGUGCUACUCAAGGGACCGAGUGAUCGAACGUUUUUUCGUCUUCCGAUCGGUAAAGGGUUUUCUUCGAUUCCGGUGCCUUUUUAAAACACAUCUACCUAUCUAUGCCCCCUACGUAUUUAAUCUACCUACGUACCGAAAGAGAAACUAACGCGUAACAAGCGAGCUAUAACUUUCUUAAUACACGUAAGACGAUAACUUUUGUAGGGAUAUUUUGUUUUGUAAAAGUUUUCUUACCACAAUCGUUCAGUAAUAUUGCAAUAAAAUCGUAAACACGCAA
This is a messenger RNA of Dinoponera quadriceps, 3316 nucleotides long. RefSeq names its product protein germ cell-less (gene gcl). Gene Ontology annotation, molecular function: protein binding. The record is from RefSeq and is a predicted model, not a curated record. Bases 202 to 1641 code for a protein of 479 amino acids. Gene Ontology annotation, biological process: germ cell development. The transcript has 8 exons. Lineage: Eukaryota; Metazoa; Arthropoda; Insecta; Hymenoptera; Formicidae.